Penaeus monodon (black tiger shrimp) is the source of this 6776-nucleotide messenger RNA. RefSeq lists its product as uncharacterized. Gene Ontology annotation, cellular component: nuclear body. The coding region runs from base 96 to 6761 and encodes 2221 amino acids. Gene Ontology annotation, biological process: termination of RNA polymerase II transcription. The transcript has 6 exons. Gene Ontology annotation, molecular function: protein binding; helicase activity; transcription termination site sequence-specific DNA binding. Lineage: Eukaryota; Metazoa; Arthropoda; Malacostraca; Decapoda; Penaeidae. The record is from RefSeq and is a predicted model, not a curated record.
CUGGACGAAGAACUUGUAAACAAAACGCUGGACACUGGACCUUAUUUUCAGCCAUUUCACGACUUUCUUCAAGAUUCAGACACAGACAUGCUAAUAUGGAGAUGUUUUUAAAGCGUGAAGGUUUCAGUGAGAAAUUUCCCUUGUCACCAAGUCAGAAUCGCUACAUCUUGGGCCGCAACCCAACAUGUGACAUAAAAUUCACCAGCCCCUUCAUAUCACGGCAGCACUGUGAGAUCAAGCGUGUGCCACCCCAUGGGACACUUAUGAUAAGGAACCUUAAGGCAACCAAUGUCACCUAUGUUGAUGGAUUGGAGCUGCGUGAUUUAGAAAUGAUUGCUGAGCUGAGACCAGGCUGCCAGAUUGGAUUGGGGGUCCCCCUGAGCCAUGCCACAGAUGAAGGCAUCCGUAACAGCCAGUAUGUGUUCCUUCGGCUGUGUGAACCAGAAGACCAGAAUGAAAACCUCGGUAACAUGAGCAGUUUAAAUGAAACAGUGAAUUUUUCUCCAGGACAAAGAGGCAGAAGACUUAGUAAUAGCCGUCCACCUGGUGAUACAGUAACCCAGACAGAAAAAUCAGAGGAUGCAAGGAGAAAUGCAGGUAGAACUGGACCCUUCUGCAUGGAAUACUCUGAGACUCCUCAGGAAGGAGGCAUUAUGACAAGCACAUCAGCAACAUCCUUUGACCCUCAGAAAACCUCAUAUUCCCACAGUGGUUCUGAAAAUGAUUAUGUAAUGUCAAAGCUAAAACCAAACUCCUCUAUUGGUUUUAUCCCUUGUAUUCAGUCAUCCACAUCUGCAGCAACUACAAGGCCCUCUUUGGUUGCAUCUGCUAAUGUGCCACAAUCUUCAGGUGCAACCAAACCUCCAACUUUGUCUCUUGCACAGCCAGAGGUCAGUUGCAAUGAUAGUGAUGUAAGGUCACUGCCAUUGCUCACAUGCAUAUCAAGUGCCAAGAGAAAAGAAAGUCUAGAGCUGUUUGAUAAUAAUGAUUUGAAAGUUCAAGUUAAUGUAGAUAUUCCUAAGUCUACUAAGACUCUCCCAAGAAGGAACAGUAGAGAUGAUUGUAAGGGAUUAACUUCUCACCAAAGUGAAUUUAGUAAUCAAUGGAAAGAUGCUGCUUCUGUAGGAGAUGAAAUGAGAAAAUCUAGUCAUAGCAUAUCUGGCCUUCCUCUUCAUGUAGAGGAAACAAAACAGGGUCCCUCUUCAUUGCAAUCUGAAGGCCAGUAUUCUUCUCCAAUAGUUCAAAGCAUGGAAACUCACAGAAGAGAGAAACGGAGUUCUGGUACCCAUGGUGUGUCACAAAUUCAGCAGGAUUCCAGCAUGCGGUCUGAGGGUGAUGCCUGUAAUAGGGCAUCACCCUCUUUUCCAGUCCAACAUGUUCUUGAAGUGCUAGAUGUUGUUUCUAGCAGCAAACCUGUUAGUUCAUCCGAAGUGCUGGAAGUUAACUCCACAAGAAAAGCAAAGGCAUCAGAGGAAAAUCUGAGGAAAAGCACAGUUGAAGAUACAGUAACUGUAAUGGAGUCCUCAAGCAAUUUCCUAUAUGGAAAAAGAGCUCCUGGAUUAGAGAAUCAGUCCCCUUUUCAGCACCAACAUAUAAAAGCAAAGCAUCUACUUCAAACUGUUAAUAAUCUCACAGUUCAGACUCCUGUGUUAGGGGCAGCUGAAACUUCUGCUUGUGUAAAGGCUACCAAAGAACAAACAAAUUUUGUGGAAAAAAGAAAUGAAUUUGAUACCAACAAAGACCAAAAAGAUGAACCUAAAGAUUGUGGCCAGACAGACCUAAUCACCAUUGAUGAGUUUCUUGAAGGGGAUAUCAUUGACCUCACACAGCAGGAUCCUGAACCUGAUAACUCUGUCGAGAAAAGGACUGAGGAUGAAGAGCAAGACUUGAUGGCCUGCUUUGUUGUUGACCUCAUGGAAGAGGAGAAGGGGGAGACAGCUAGUGAAGGAUCAGCAAAGAGGAAGAGGAAUACUGGAGAAGAAACAAUAAAGUCUCUAAGCUCCACCAGUGCUGAUUUCAAGGAUGUAAAAAAGGCAAGACUAAUUGCACCAGCUGUUAGUAAUUUAAAUUCCAGGGAAGACUCGGGAAGUGACAGUGAUAGUGGUGUUCUUAAAACUCUAAGGAAUUCCAAGCUGAAAAGGAGCAUUGUACUAGAUUCUGACAGUGAGACAGAAAUGGAAAAAUCAAAGUCUUUGAAUGAAAAAGCACAGCCAAAAGAGAACUUUAGAAUGAAGUCUGAAGUUAAUGCUUGGGCAAAGAGAGAUUGCCAGGUAGCCAUUGAAAGGCUGCCAUCAUCGGUUGUUAAAGGUGCAGUGAGUGGUAAGGAAAUAAUUAAUGAUAAAAAGAGUGGACUAACUGUAGAAACUCCUCCUAUGAACAGCAGAAGCAGAAUUCUUACUUCAAAAGAAAACAAAACCUCUGGAGACACAGGCAGCAAAGUUUCUACUGUGGCAAGUAAGGAGAUUAGCAAAAUUGAUCUUCCCUGUAUUACUUAUGGUCUUGACAGUGAUGAUGAUCUUCCAGAUCUCAAUAAUGUAGACUUAAAACCAGUUCGUGGGUCAGUAUGCUCAGAGAAUAUAAUAGUGAGAAGAAGAAGUACUGAAGAUGAUGAUAAAAGGAAGGGGAAAGAUCCACCAAAGGCAUUCAAUGAUGGAAGAGGAUCUUUAGAUAGGCAAUACAGUAAUCCACCUAUGAAACACCACAUUGGUGCCUUAGGAAGAAAAGAAUCUGAGCCACCAGGCAAGAGACAUAAGAGGCAAAGCUCCAGAGAUUCACAACUAUCUGAUGCACAAGAGACCAGAGAUUCCCAGGGCCUCAGGCAGCAGAAAGUAAACAGAACAGAUAAGAAUCCCAAUUCAACUCCUGAGGUCUCAUCAUCCAAGGCAGGCAGAAGUUACAAAAACUCUGGGGAAUCCUCUGAUGAUGCUUCCUCUAAAGAUGCAACAAAAUGUGCUGCAGAAACCUCUGCUUCUGUGUUAUCUGUGCCAGGCAGCAAAUCAGCUAAUGAAGAUGUUGACUACAUCUUUUGCAAGCCAAGACCGGAUGCACUGGUCAAAAUCAAGAAAGAGAAGGGGGUACAAGAAAGUGUAGUAAACAUGAAAAUAAAAACAGAGAAAAUAGAGAAAGACCAAUGGCAUUUAAACAUUAAAAGGGAACCAGAAGAUAAGGAAAAGGCGUCUACAGAGAAAGAGAAAGUUCGUGAUACAUGUGACGAUGAAGAUGAUGAUGUUCUCAUAAUGUAUUCUCAGGUAGAUGAACCCAUCUGGUUAUCUAGUGAUGAGGAGGACUCUUCCACAUCAGUGACUGCAGAUGUGUCCUUUGGCCCUCUUCCCCCAAGCCCAGAAUUAGGCAUAGAGGAAUUAUUCGCCACAGAAGAUCAGCAGAAGGAGGCAGGAACAGCAGAUAAGGCUAAGGGUGGUGCCGUUACAGAAGUAGAUAUUGAUGAGGAUGACCAGUGGUUCCCUGUUUUAUCUCAGUCCUUCUGGGAUGAUGACAUUGAGGAGACAAAAAAGUCAUCCAAAACGGAUGAGCCAGUCGCAGGUCCAAGCAGCACCAGCAGCUGUGCUAAACAGAAUGAUGAGUUAGAAGAUGAUGACAAGUGGCUUGAACUCUCACAGGGAUUCAUGGAUGAUGAUGCUGAAUUUGAUAAUAAAUCUUCCAAAGAUAAAGAUGCAACUGACAGCAGCUUCGAGGUAUCGCAGUGCGACUGUAGAAAAAAGCAAGAACAAGGAUCCCAGGAAAUCUCAGCUCAUAGAUCCAACACAAAAGACAGGGAGAAUCUGCAUGAAAAGCAUACCAAAACUAGAACCACAAAGAUUAUCACCCCACCCCAGAAGAGUCGCAGAAAGAAAGGACCCAGUUUGCGUGAAAAUUUGACAGCAAAAUAUAACUUGCAAUCAUACAAAGCAACUGUAGAACAAAAGAAGGAAAGUUAUCACCUUGUCUCACGAACUGAAGAAGAUAAGAAGAAAGAGUCUUCCCACAGGAAAUCACACUUAAUUACAUCAGAACCCCGGAAAGAGGAAAACAUAUCUGUACAAAAGAAGCCUUCUCAUAAGGAAGGUGGGGACCAGGCAAAAUCCAGGUCAACAGUCGCUGCCAAAGUUACAUCUAAGAAUCGUUCAGAGAAGCUCAUUGACAUCAACAUCUUUCCUUCGCCUGAAGUGCCCAAACCUCAGCUGCGAAAGAAAUACAAAAUCCCCAAAAAUGAUACUACCAAGAAGGCAGAUUCCAAAGAUAAUAAAAAAGGAGAAGGAAGUAGUCAUGUACUGGAUGCAAGCACCAAGAGGGCCCCUCCAGCACCUGAAAUAAAUACUUUGGAAAACAGUGAAAGGGAGACCAAAUCAACUCCUAUGCAAAAAGAUUCAGAAAAGGUUGUUGUAACAGUUGACCAAAAGAUUAGUAGCAUUAUAAAAGAUAAAGAUAAAGGAAAUAUGAAGGCUAAGAAACAUGUUCGUUUUCCAAGCCAGCUUGAAGAUUUGGUGAAAGUCUUGUACAUAUCACCGCGCAAAAAUGCAGAGCGAUUGGGAGCAUUGUCUGUUAAAGCAAAGGAAGUGUUACCCAAAGAACUCUUAUUUUUGAAGUACAAGAUUCCCAACAACUAUUUUGAUCAGUUCAUUUACUUUGUGUGCAGAUGGAAUUAUGACUGGCUUGACAGCUACAGAAUCAUGCAGGAGAAGCAUGCAAAUGGCAAGCUGAAAGAGGUGAGGCCUCCUCCAGUUGUCCAGAACACCACCUAUCCAACACUCAUAUUGUAUGACUCAUACAAUGACUAUAAAGAAAUUUUCAGCACCCUCAUGUACUAUGAAGUCUGGGAGCAUGUUUACCAGGACUGGUUACAGUACAGAAAUACCAAUAUGUGGCUGACAGCUCAGAUUGAUGUAAUACAACCCCCAGGCAUAGAUAGGGAAGUUAAUGCCCCCAAGUUUUGGAUGGUAAAGGUGAUCACAUUGAUCACACAAGAACAGAGCAGUCGAAACCACCAUCCUAGGCAAGGUUCUCUUGUAGCCUUAAAGCUUCAUGAAGGAAAGAGAAGAGUUGUGAUCUUGGGCUAUGUUGACAACAUCAUCAAGUCCAGAAAACGGAAUGUUACAAAAGAAUUAGAUAUGAUGGUCCCACAGGGUGAAGUUUGUCUCCUUCUCUGCAUGCGUGUCACCAAGGACACCAUCCAGACUGUAAAACUAGGGAAGAUGAUAUAUGUUAGCAAUGUCUCCUACAUUCGCCCUGCUACGAGAACUUGGGAAGGUUUGUGCAAACUCCCUCAGUCCCCUUUGUGUGGUGACAUACUCAAGCCUUCUGAGGAGGUGUUCAAAUGUACUCAACACCCAGGAGAGUACAUCAUUCCUGACAUGCCUCUCAACAAUGUUCAGAAGAAGGCUGUUGUUGAAGUUAGUAGUAAAUGUACUGUUGAUGAGCUGGUGCCAAAGAUCAGCUUGAUUCACGGUCCGCCGGGAACAGGUAAAACACGGACUAUAACUGCCCUCAUAGCCCAGAUAACAAAGUCUUGCCGUGAAAAUAAAAGGCCUUGCAGAAUUCUCUUGUGUGCCCCAUCAAAUGCAGCUGUAGAUGAAUUAACCCUGCGUCUUAUCAAGCUCAAAGAAAUUGGAUUGUCUCUCCGCCUGGUGAGGGUGGGUGUGAGAGAAAGCAUAAGUUCUGAGUUGAGGGAAUAUACCCUCGAUGCAUUUGUACAGAGACAGGUUAAAAUUGAACUUUCCACCCCAAAAAAUUUAUCAACCCGACAAGAAUGGGAAAGGAAGAGGUACAUGGUAAAACAGGCAGCAGAUGCAUUGGAGAAGGCAAGAAAAGAGAAUAGGAAUAAGGAAGAGAUCAAGGCAAUGGAAACUCGUUUAAAUGAAUUAGUUAGAGGAAAAACUGAGUUUGAAAGAAGCUUCCAUUCCCAGCCUAAUUCACAGGAACGAUAUAAACUGCAGCAAAAGUGGCAGGAGCAGUUUCUCUUAGGAGCAGAGGUCAUUACUGUGACGUUAGGAGGCUGUGUCUCAGGUGUGAUGCAGGAAGUCCUUGGCAAACUGCCUCAUGCAUUUACAUGCUGCAUCAUUGAUGAAGCUGGACAAUGCAAAGAAACUGAAACAUGGCUUCCAUUGCUCUAUGGUGUCCGCAAGUUGGUUCUGGUAGGAGACCACAAACAGCUUCCAGCCACUGUGAUCUCACAGCUAGCCCAGAACAAAAAUCUCAAGCAGUCGCUCUUUGAGAGAUUCUUCUACCGUUAUGUAAUAGAACUGCAGAUGGACAACCUCAUCCACUCUCUCAAUGUUCAGUACAGAAUGCAUCCAGAGAUUGCAGACUGGCCCUGUAAACACUUCUAUUUGAACAAGCUUGUGACAAGUCCAGAAAUUGUAAUGGAAAGAACGUAUGGUCUGAGACCAUACAUUGUUUUUGAUCUGAAGACAUCUCAAGAGCAAAAAAGCCAAAACAAUGAGCUCUACAAUCCAGCAGAAGCAUCACUGAUUCGCAUUCUUUUGGAAGCAAUUGAGCCAGAUAUUGCACAGCAGAAGGUGGCCAUCAUAACCCCUUACCAGUGCCAAAAGUACAAGCUUGAGGAGAAACUGGCAAAGUUCUUUGGCCGGAUCAAUCUAGUUAUCAACACAAUUGAUGCAUUCCAGGUAGGUCUUGGUCAGAUUUUAUUAAUGUUAACACUUGUGGAAAUAGGGCUAAUGAGUGAGGGAACAAAAGCCAACAGAGCAGGGGACAGAUGCUCAGAGCUUGAGAGAUUGUUGACUUUGUUCCAGGUUUAUGUACUCUGAGGUCUGUAUAAGGUC